This is a messenger RNA of Mollisia scopiformis, 462 nucleotides long. RefSeq lists its product as uncharacterized. The annotation marks the transcript as partial. Gene Ontology annotation, cellular component: nuclear pore central transport channel. Gene Ontology annotation, biological process: protein import into nucleus. The transcript is spliced from 2 exons. NCBI's taxonomy places the organism in Eukaryota, Fungi, Ascomycota, Leotiomycetes, Helotiales, Mollisiaceae. The record is from RefSeq and is a predicted model, not a curated record.
GCUGCCCAGGAUUUCAUUGAUGCCUAUUACCCGGCUUUGAACAAUCCCAAAGCCCGGUCAAGCAUUGCAGACUUCUAUGUCAAACCAAUUCCAGGAUCACCUCUCAAAGCAGAUAUCGUUCUGAACGGCACUGCUUACUCGGAUCCCAAAGAAGUGCAAAAGCUCUUCGAAACCGAUGUCGCGGCUGCACACUACGAAGUACAAGCCUUCGAUUUUCAAACUGUCAACUCAAAUUUCAAUGUCGGAGCCAGCGAAGCUGCUUUAGCACCAGACAUGGACGGAAAGAAGAUUAGCGUUGUGGUUAUGGUCAGUGGCAUAAUCAGAUAUGGGGAAGCAGGAGAUGUUCGUGGUUUUACAGACAAUGUUGUCUUGGUACCGAACUGGGAUUCCCAUAGUCCGAAAGCACCCAAAGGAUUGAAGAGAUGGUUGGUACAAGCUCAGACUUUUAGAUUAGUCUUUUGA